Bursaphelenchus okinawaensis is the source of this 653-nucleotide messenger RNA. The record is from the annotation of a GenBank genome assembly. Lineage: Eukaryota; Metazoa; Nematoda; Chromadorea; Rhabditida; Aphelenchoididae.
AUGACAGUAAGUGGAGCACCAGAGAAAAACGAAGAUCAUGCCGAACGAAUAUGCAAUGUAGCCUUAGGCAUGUUGUAUGAAGGUCGUACGGUUCAGGAUUCUAUUUUAAACAAAGCUUUUUCGAUUCGAUGUGGAAUUCACACUGGGUCGAUUGUGGCGGGGGUGGUUGGUCAGAAAAUGCCACGGUAAGAACUUUCUUUACAAAGCAAAAAAUGGCUUGAACUUUCUUUACAAAACAAAAAAUGGCAAGAACUUUCUUUACAAAACAUAAAAUGGCAAGAACUUUCUUUACAAAACAAAAAAUGAAAACUUUCAGCUACUGCCUCUUCGGUGACACAGUAAACACCGCCUCUCGUAUGGAAUCACACAGCCCGCCCGGUCGAAUCCAUCUAAGCACGAUAGCCAAAGAGUACGCCGAACGUACCGGUCGAUUCCUAUUCGUAUCUCGGGGUGUUAUUGCGGUCAAAGGGAAGGGUAUGAUGGAGACGUACUUCUUGAAACAGAGCUUGAAAAAGUCGAUUUGGGAGAUUAUCGACCGGAAACGAGACGAAAACUCGAAUUCGAUCGACGGCUACUCGGAAUUGACCGCUGGGAUUGAGGAAGAUGCUGCCAGAGAAUAUGACAAAAGCUCCAAGAUUUGUAGCAUUAUGUAG